Messenger RNA from Babesia bovis T2Bo, 889 nucleotides. RefSeq names its product putative Prohibitin-2. The transcript has 4 exons. NCBI's taxonomy places the organism in Eukaryota, Apicomplexa, Aconoidasida, Piroplasmida, Babesiidae. The record is from RefSeq and is a predicted model, not a curated record. Gene Ontology annotation, cellular component: mitochondrion; membrane. Gene Ontology annotation, biological process: mitochondrion organization. The coding region runs from base 39 to 869 and encodes 276 amino acids.
CAUAUCAUCUUAAAUUUAUAUUUUAGAUAUAAGUCCUCAUGUCUUCGGAAAUACCAAAGAUUAUUCGCAGUAUUGCGGGCGCAGGUUCUGCGUUGAUGCUUGCUGCCGGUGGCGCUGCUGCUGCAUAUUCCAGCCUGUAUAAUGUUGAAGCGGGUCACCGUGCGUUGGUUUACAACCGCCUGAGUGGUGUUGGCGAGAAGUUGGUUGGCGAAGGCACACAUUUUUUGAUUCCAUGGCUUGAACGCCCGAUUAUAUACGACGUUCGUACUCGCCCUCGUACAUUGACAUCGUUAACCGGCAGUCGUGAUCUUCAGAUGGUCAAUAUUACUUGCCGUGUAUUAUCGCGUCCUGAUGAACGUCGCCUUCGUGACGUUUACAGAUCGUUGGGCCGUGAUUAUGAUGAAAAAGUCUUGCCGUCUAUAAUCAAUGAGGUUUUAAAAAGUGUUGUUGCGCAGUAUAAUGCAUCCCAGUUAAUCACUCAGAGGGAAGUGGUUAGCAAAUCGGUACGCGACCAAUUGGUCCAACGUGCUCGUGACUUUAACAUACUGUUGGAUGAUGUGUCGCUAACUCACGUCAGCUUCAGUCCGGAAUAUGAAAAGGCUGUUGAGGCGAAGCAGGUAGCUCAGCAGCAAGCUGAGCGUAGCAAGUACAUUGUGUUAAAGGCUAAAGAGGAGAAAAAGAGCACGAUUAUCAAAGCACAAGGUGAAUCCGAGGCAGCUAAAUUGAUUGGGAGUGCCAUACGUGACAACCCUGCAUUUAUUACUCUUCGCCGUAUUGAUACGGCUAGGGAGAUCGCUGACAUCCUAUCUAAAUCUCAGAACAGAGUGAUGUUGAACUCUGACUCUCUUUUGAUUAACCCAGGGAAAUGAGUUUUUCUGUGGCUUCCAAU